Molecule: messenger RNA, 2001 nt
Organism: Zymoseptoria tritici IPO323
Lineage: Eukaryota; Fungi; Ascomycota; Dothideomycetes; Mycosphaerellales; Mycosphaerellaceae
Exons: 4
Coding region: 1-2001 (666 amino acids)
Cellular component (GO): membrane; cytoplasm; microtubule
Molecular function (GO): GTPase activity; GTP binding; microtubule binding
Source: RefSeq, a predicted model, not a curated record
AUGACCGGUGAGGCGAGUGGGACGCCGCAGGACGCAAUGCAAGUACUUGCCGGCAAGAGUGGACAGUUGAUCCAGGGCAUGCAGAAGCUCUCCAGUUUGAGCAUUGAUGCUGCCGUGCCCUCCCUACCAAAGUUCAUCGUUGUUGGAGACCAGUCCGCUGGCAAAUCGAGUAUGGUGGAGGGCCUGGGCGACAUCAAGCUGCCCCGUGGUCAAGGAACCUGCACGCGCGUCCCGACCCAUAUCACGACCACGUCCGCUGUCUGGAACAAUGCUGCUUGGACUGCGAAGAUCUCGCUCCACCGCUCCUACGUCUUCGCUCCCAGCUCGCGUGGAAAGUAUGCCAAGUGGGCUGAGCUUGGUCAGCUUGAAGUUAUCGGCUUCUCCCCAAACGUGAUCAGUUUGGAGAUCGCAGCACUGGGGUUGCCAGAGUUGUCGUUCUACGACCUUCCGGGUGCCAUCAAUACCACACCGAGCGAGAAAGACAGCUACCUCGUCGUCUUUGUGGAGAGGCUCCUCACUACAUACAUGAGCGACGAAAAGGCUUUGAUCCUUCUUGCGUGUCCUGCCAAUCAGGACAUGGAAAACUCCACCGCCAACAGGUACCUGCGGAAAUGCAAAGCCGAGAAACGCACUAUCGGAGUCCUUACUAAACCGGACCUAAUGGAGGGGACUCAGUUCAAAGUGGACACGGUCAAAGCGAUGCUGAAUGGAGAGCUGUACCCUCUCGGCUACGGUUGGUUCAUCGCCAAGCAGCUGUCACACGAUGACAUUGUCGAUGGUGUCGAUCACGCACAGGCUCGUGAGAUGGAGAAACACUACUUCAACUCCUGGCCAUGGAAUGAUCAACUUGUGGAGUUUGCCGAGCGCUUCGGAAUUGUCAACCUUCAGCAAGCUCUCUCCCGGACCUUGACGCAACACAUUUUGGACGCUUUACCAGGAAUCGUCAACAGCGUUAAUAGCCGUCUUCAGGCUGUGAAGAAGACUCUGUCCGCUUUCCCAGAGCGGAGCGCCGAUCCUGGCAUCGUGGUCAACACGGAGAUCUACAAGCUGUACACCAAUGUCAAAGACGAGCUUUCCGCAGAGACUACGAGCACCUACCGGGAGGAAUAUCGACAGAUUCUCGGUGAAGUUCGCACCAAGUUCAAGGAAGUCCGUCCGUGUGUCGAUAUCACUACCCCGGGCGUCGCGCAACCCAUUGAUCGAUCCGAGUCGGUUGUCGUCUUGUCGUCAGAGGACGAGGACGAGGAAGAGUCACCCAGCAAGCGUUCCAAGACCAACAAUGGCAGCCCCCUCCCCGAGUGGUACCACGUUGCUGAGUUCAUGCUCACCAAGAUCGAGACCGCAGUCCGUCGUAUGCUCGCCUCCACUCUCCAAGCCUCACUCGGCCAUCUCUCGGCCACCCUGCUGUACAAAGCUGCCCGCCAGACACUGCUCACCCUGUUCAAACGCCUAGCAAAUGAGCAGCGUCAGGCCUUCCAGCAUCGCAUCGACAUCGAGACUAGUCGCGCUGUGACCGUCAACAAAGCCGCGCUCGGCUCUGCCAAGUCCGCCGAGCUCGCUCGCCUGCAAGCUUCUCGCCGCGAACACCGAAUGCGAGAGUACUACCACAUCAUCGAGAGUCGCGGCCUCAAAUUGCCGACGCAAGAAGUCAUGAAGAAGAACGCCCACGAUCCGGACUGGAUCUCCAAGAACCUCGGCUUCGACGAGUACGAGCGCGAGAUCAAUGCUUUGGUCCUGCCCCUCGCUUACUACGACAUUGCUUCGGCUUCGCUCUUGGACACGCUCGCAAAGCAGGUCGACUUCGAGUUGAUCGGUGGCUACAGGAAGGAGUUGCUGCCGCGCUUGCUGGAGGACUUGAAGGUCACUGACAAAGCUCACUGCGAGACUUUGCUGGCUGAGAGCGAGGCGAGUGAGAGACAGAGAGUUUCGCUGGAGAACGAGAUGGGCAAGUUGGAGAAGGCCGUGACGGAGUUGAGCAGUCUGCCUGAUGUCCAUGGUUGA